This is a messenger RNA of Laetiporus sulphureus 93-53, 1632 nucleotides long. RefSeq lists its product as uncharacterized. The coding region runs from base 52 to 1632 and encodes 526 amino acids. Gene Ontology annotation, molecular function: zinc ion binding; RNA binding. Gene Ontology annotation, biological process: mRNA splicing, via spliceosome. The transcript has 7 exons. The record is from RefSeq and is a predicted model, not a curated record. Lineage: Eukaryota; Fungi; Basidiomycota; Agaricomycetes; Polyporales; Laetiporaceae. Gene Ontology annotation, cellular component: spliceosomal complex.
UUCCUUGCCAUUUCUGUCCUUGCUCGAAACGCACUCCUCCUUCUUGCUGCCAUGGAUUCUAUCAUCGAGGUCCAGCGACACACCCACGAGGAGAUAGAACACUUUGAACGUGCGCUGUAUACGAUUUUGUCCAAGCCUCAGCCUACGCACGAGUCACGGUUGCAGGUUGAGCACAAGGCCUGUAAUCUCCUCGAUAGACUUUGCUCUCGUCUGGUCGCGUUGAACAACCUCUAUGAGGAUCAGGACACGCGGAAGACUGAGAUAGAUGCUAUUUCUGCGCCUCCAAACCAGCAGAAUGACUUGUCGACUUUCUAUGCUCGGCUGGGGAAGAUUCAAGAACAUUACGCGAAAUACCCGGAUGCCCUAGUUGGCGGCUUUGAACCCGAGCUGGCGGCUUUCCUAGACGAGGAACAAGAUGGAGGUGCAGGAGAUGAGGAGUAUGAAGACGAUGAUCCCGUUGCUUUGCUCUUCUCCGGUGAAGAAUCGUAUGGCAAAUAUCUCGACUUGUACACCAAUCACGCUGCCUACAAUAACUUGAAGAACAUCGGCAAGCGUCUGGGGUACCUUCAAUACCUCGAUGCUCUUCUUGCUGCUCAAACAGAGCCAGUGCAUUCAGAGUUGCCAAAGGAAUGCCGUUUGGCAAAGGAUUACGAGCUGUACAUCAAGGCCUUGCACGCGUACCUUAUUUCCUUCAUUAAGCGAGCACAGCCGUUGGUUGAUAUAGAAUCUCAGCAACGCGAGGCCGAGGCAGAGUUUGUCAAGAAGUGGGAAGCUGGAGAAAUCGAGGGAUGGGAGGAAGAACGCCCAAGCAAGCCGGCAGCAAAUGGCGAUGGCAAUGGAGAAGGGAUUUGGUGUGCAGCUUGCCAAAAAAUGUAUUCUAGGCAAACCGUAUAUGAUGCGCAUCUGACAUCGAGGAAGCACAUCAAGGCCACCCAAAAGCAAGCAACUAACGCGGAGCAACCGCCUCCCAACCCCAACGGCACCGCUCAGUCUUCUCCCAACCAUGAUGGGCAUGAUACUACACAGUUGGACAAAUCGAAGCAUCGUACUACUGCUAUGUUGACCUAUCUCACCACGCAGUUGCUCGCCUCCCUUGCAUCUGUAUUGAACGAGACGAAAUCCAACGUCGAACGUCGAUUCUCACUGACUGCUCGAGAGCGUGAACAGGAACUUCUUGAACAAUCAAAACCUCCGCCGGUAUCGGCCACGCCUGCCAACGGAGAUGCUGCCGAAGAAGAAGAGGAGGAAGAGCGGAUAUACAACCCGCUCAAGCUGCCUCUAGGAUGGGAUGGGAAGCCCAUUCCUUACUGGCUGUACAAGCUGCACGGAUUGGGUGUCGAGUACCGCUGCGAAAUUUGUUCGGACCACGUAUACAUGGGACGCAAAAACUUCGAUCGACAUUUCCAGGAAUCGAGACAUGCUUUUGGCAUGCGUGCACUUGGUUUGCCCAACACGAAGCACUUCCAUGAGAUCACUCGCAUUGAGGAUGCUCUUGCUCUGGCCGAAAAACUGAAGAGGGAAGGUCGCCAUGAGAUUUUCGAGCAAGAGACAAUGGAGGAGCUAGAGGACGAAGAAGGCAACGUCUACAACCGGAAGACGUACGAGGACCUGAAGAAACAAGGACUUAUUUAG